AUGAGGACUCUUCUAUUACUUGGAGGCAUGACACCAGAUGUCACCGCUCUCUACUACAACAUCAUCAAUAAGGUCGUCAGAGCCAAACUCGGUGAUCGAGUAUCAGCCCCGUUAUAUCUGUACAGCGCCAACCUCGAAGAAAUGAUUCAGCAUGCCAUGAAAGGAGAUUGGGCUGAGUUCGCAAAAGUCUACAAAAAACCAAUCAGGUCACUGAGCGACAGAGUGGACGGCAUUGCGAUCUGUGCUAUUCUCGCACACAAGGUCGCCAAAAAAUUAUUUGACGACUCCUCAGCGGCUCGUGUCCCGCUGUUCCACAUCGCUGACUGCCUCGCACUCCACAUUACCAACAAUCAUCCAAAGGUGAAGAAACUUGGUCUGCUCGGCCCCAAGAUCUCGAUGCUCGAUUCUGAUGAUCCGGAUUUCUUUGUGGCUAUGUUACGGAAGGCUGGCUUUGAAGUUCUCAUCCCCGAAACCCCAGCGGAUAUUGAGGAAGUUAACAGAGGCAUGCUUGAAGAAGUGGCGAAGGGCGUUGCUUCUGUGACCGACUCAACCAGAAAGAUGUUCAUCGAACAAGCGAAAAGGCUGAUCGAUAGAGGAGCUCAAGGGUCUGAUGGCACCCUCUCACGUACGGCCUGUGAGAGAUGUCGCAGACAGAAGCUUCGUUGCAGUCGCCAACGUCCAACUUGCACGCGAUGCAGCCGCUUCUCAGUCGCCUGCACCUAUCCCGAGCUGGCUGAUCGCAGACGUCUCGCCGCUCGUCGCGAAUCCGUGCGGGCCGAACAGACCCGUCUUGAUGCUGCCCCAGUGACUCCAGAAUCGACAGAACUCAAUGUUGGCACAGUCAGAAGUCCGUCAGAGGCUCCGAGAAUCAGCAGUAUUGGCGUUGUUGAUGUUGGCCCACCGCGAACAGAACAUGCAGCCUCAAGCUCUGCUGGCACCAACCUGGAGGAUCUACCGCCACGAGCCAUUGGGCUCGCGCUGUUGGAUAUUUACUUUGAACGGUUAUACAAUGCUACGUUGCUCUUCAAUCGUACUCAACUGUUUGAGUCUUACUUGGAUGGCAGUCUACCUCCAUAUCUAUUGAGAAGCAUAUUCGCGCUAUCGUCAUUGUUUCUUCGUCAACCUCGACAUCUGCCACCAAGACUGGGCAGCCACGCUGUCUCUCCAGAGCUUGGAACGUUUUCUACGUAUGCUAGUCAUGGACGCGCCUGGGCUGAGGCAGCAAGACGCGAGGCUUGGCUUCUCACAGACAGGCCAACCGUACAAGUUGUUCAAGCUCUGUCAUGUCUAAACUUGUACUGGUUUGCGACAAGAGAUCUUGAUCGAGCUCGAAUCAACGCUGUUAUGGCCUACGCAUCAGCCACUACAUUUCGCUCCAUUAACCUCCCAGACAACGGGACAAGGGCAAAAGAUGAGCUGCAGGUUUUAGAAAGAAAGCACGGUUGUUUUUGGGCAUGUUGGACAACGAUGUGUAUCUCUUCUUUUCCCGAAGCAUAUGCCAAAAACGCCUGGGAAGAAGCUUGCAACGUGCCUCUUCCCGUUGCUCCAGAUGGCUUGGUCAGUAAUUGGAGUGUUACACAUGGGUGCUACAUGGAUAAGAAAUGGAGACAAGAAGUAGUGGAUGAAGAGCCAAACCCACCCUCGUCAAUAAUGGCAGAACAUAUGAAGCUCAUGGGAGUUUGGGUCAAAGUCCAACUUAUCAACAGAGAAAAGCAGGAAAAUCCGGAUGUUACUCACAUACAACAGCUUUCUCAGCUGGCGAAACAUAUUUAUGAUUCAAGCCUUUUUCCUCCUUACGCUACGGGAAACGAGAGUCCCGGUCGAGAUAUGGCACGACUGCUGGGAUUGCAUUCACUAUAUCAUCUUUGCCAAAUCGUUCUUCUCUGUCCCUUGGUGUCCCUGUUCUCUGGGAGACGCGGCAUUGCAGGAGACAGCACCCAGGGCUACGCACAAACGAUAACCAAGCACGCCAUUUACCACGGGCAACUGAUUCGAGAUUAUAUUGCUAGAAAGCAGGAUAUAACGAAACUCAGCUCUCAUGUUGGCUUUGCUAGCUUUGUUUCGACCUCGAUCAUACUCACUCUCCUGAGGUCCAGGGCUCGCCGACAUCAGCAUGAACAUACACGGGAUCAUGUAUCACACGCGAUUGUGACACUAAUUCAGGAUAGUAUUGAUAUACUGAGCAUUCUUCAGACUUUCUGGGAACCAUUACAGCCAAUGACCAGGAGCCUGCAGCGUGCUGCUGACCAAAUACUAGGCCCUUUCGAUCGCGUUGGUCAUAGCCUUGCAGGAGCUGAGUCCAGGACUAUCGAGGUUCCAAUGACAGGAGUCAAUAGUCCAGCAAGAGAGGAAGAUGUCAUAGCAACCACGUAUAUCGAGUCUCCAGAGUAUCCGACAACUCAUCACUCCGCAGACUCUUACACAAAUACCCAUUUUGGCGUUGCAGACAGGGUCGAGGAAUACGUGACUCAGAAUAUGGAUGAGACUGCUGAUUGGCAUCAUAACAAUCUGUUUGAGUGGUGCCAGACGGAGGGUCUCCUGGAUAUCGCUGAUAAUUUCUUGCAUAUUGGUAGCUCGGUCGACUGGAACAUGGACUUGGACUUUUUAACCAGUUUCUCUUCACACAUGGCAUGA
Molecule: messenger RNA, 2634 nt
Organism: Fusarium redolens
Lineage: Eukaryota; Fungi; Ascomycota; Sordariomycetes; Hypocreales; Nectriaceae
Exons: 7
Coding region: 1-2634 (877 amino acids)
Biological process (GO): regulation of DNA-templated transcription
Cellular component (GO): nucleus
Molecular function (GO): zinc ion binding; DNA-binding transcription factor activity, RNA polymerase II-specific
Source: RefSeq, a predicted model, not a curated record